Messenger RNA from Striga asiatica, 1823 nucleotides. Lineage: Eukaryota; Viridiplantae; Streptophyta; Magnoliopsida; Lamiales; Orobanchaceae. The record is from the annotation of a GenBank genome assembly.
AAUAGCAGAAAAAAGCAGAGGGAAGGUGAAGUGUGCGUUUCAGUUUCACAACCUUUAUUUUUUUUUUAUUUGUCUCCUUUUUUUGUCACUCAUUUUCUUGCGGAAAAUCGAAUCUCAAGUCCUCAACUCUUCCCUUUUUCCUCCAUUUUGUUUGCUGAGCAAAAACCUCUCAAGGCUUUCUGAUCCUCUCUCCAUGCCUCCAUUCCUCGGUAUAAUCAACUCAAUAAAGUUUUCAGGUUCCGUAUCCUGUGGAUCUCAUCGUGCUUUCCUGAACUUCUGAGCUCCAUACCUUGAAUUGGUCUUCUUGGCGGAUACUGUUGUCUACUUCCACCGUUGUUUCUUUGACUUCUUGAAUUCUUUGGAAAAUUGAAAAAAUUAAGUUUCCGACAUGGGUUCUCGUUUUCCCUCCCAUAAGUUGAGCAGCGGCCUUUAUGUGUCGGGCAGGCCUGAACAGCCAAAAGAGAAGACUCCAACAAUGAGCUCUGUGGCCAUGCCUUACACUGGCGGUGAUAUAAAAAAAUCCGGCGAACUUGGUAAAAUGUUCGAUAUUCCUACAGAUGGAUCAAGAUCUCGAAAAUCCGGGCCCAUAACCGGUGCUCCUUCAAGGACGGGCUCUUUUGGCGGUGCCCAUUCUAACUCAGGCCAAUUGAACUCCGUUGGCCGUGGCCCGGCCGUUGGGUCAGCCUCAAUGAAGAAGACGAAUUCGGGCCCACUCAAUAAACACGGCGAGCCGUUGAAGAAAUCUUCGGGCCCACAGACCGCCGUUUCCCGCCAGAAUUCGGGCCCUCUCCCACCAGUUCUGCCGACUACUGGGCUUAUUACAUCUGGGCCUAUCACAUCGGGCCCGCUUAACUCGUCAGGCGCUCCUCGGAAGGUAUCGGGCCCAAUGGAGUCAAUGGGCUCUAUGAAGAUGCACAAUGCUCCUAUUGUUAAAAAUCAGGCUGUAACUUAUCUUGGCCAGGAUGUUGAGUAUUCUUUCCGUAAGAGCUUCCCUAGGCCGAUCCUUUGGGCUAUCAUUCUUCUGUUUGUCAUGGGAUUUAUUGCUGGUGGUUUUAUACUUGGAGCUGUCCGGAAUCCUAUUCUGCUUGUGGCCGUUGGUGUACUUUUUGCUUUGGUGGCCACUGUGUUUACCUGGAACACUUGUUGGGGAAGAAGGGCUAUUACUGGUUAUAUAGCUAGUUAUCCGGAUGCUGAGCUGAGAACUGCUAAGGAUGGACAAUUUGUCAAAGUUUCCGGGGUUGUCACCUGUGGAAAUGUUCCCCUUGAGUCAUCAUUCCAAAAAGUUCCCCGAUGUGUUUAUACAUCGACAAGCUUGUAUGAGUACAGGGGAUGGGAAUCCAAAGCAGCAAACCCGACUCAUCGCCGCUUUACCUGGGGUCUUCGUACAUUGGAGAGGCACAUUGUUGAUUUCUAUAUUUCGGACUUCCAAUCUGGGUUAAGGGCAUUGGUGAAAACUGGGUAUGGUGCAAGAGUGACACCGUACGUGGAUGAAUCUGUGGUGGUCGACAUUAACCCGUCCAACAAGGAUAUGUCUCCUGAUUUUGUGAGGUGGUUGGGAGAGAGGAACCUCUCGAGUGAUGACCGCGUAAUGCGACUCAAAGAAGGGUACAUCAAAGAAGGCAGCACUGUAAGUGUAAUGGGAGUCGUGCAAAGGAAUGAGAAUGUGUUAAUGAUUGUACCCCCACCUGAGCCAUUCUCGACCGGUUGUCAGUGGAGUAAAUGCAUACUUCCCGCAAGUCUCGAAGGCAUUGUUUUGAGUUGUGAGGACACUUCAAAGAUUGAUGUCAUACCAGUUUAGCAUAUCUUGAUCGAUUGUGCUCAAG